CGAAAAACCACAACAAUCACCAUCGGCCGCGGAUGUCUCCAAAAUAUAAAUAAAAAAUUUAAUAAAAUUUAAAUAAACUCGCAACGCAUGAAGUGCUUCGAAUUCAAUUUUUAAAGGACAACAACAAUUGCAGGCAUCCAUCGUCCCCCACCUCCCCACUUCCAUCCAUCCAGCCGCCAGCGAGUGCCGUCGGCUUUUCGCCAACGAUUUGCAAUUUUCCAUUUUCGUUUUCGUUUGGCAAUUGCCAGGCCAAGGACUCCGCUAAUGGCUAUAGAGACAGCGAGCUGAGCUCCAACGGGAGCAGCUGGACGAAGGACGACCACAUCUGGUAGUUGCGCCUUACAGCUUACAGCAUCAACAGCGCCCAUGUGUAGAAUUGGACCAACCAAGGGGCAACGUUUGUGAGGGGCGACCAGCGGCUCCAGAGGAUAAUGUGUUCAAUCUUUCGUAACCGCAUUAAUUACCGUGGCACGCGUGGCACUUCGAAUGGCGUCGGUGGUGCGGGAAGCGCCUCUGGCCUACUGGACAAAGAACUGGACGCAGACAGCAACAAUAAUGGCAGCUCGGCGGAUGAGUUAGCUGAGAACAGAGUGGGUCGAGACCUGGGAUCAGGAUGCGAGAGCGAUGAGCAGGCUGGAAACGGCACGGAAAGAGAACGGGAUCAGCAGAUGGGAACGGAGGGCGCAUCCUCUGACCACAGCAGGGUGGGUUUUGAGGAGGAGACUGACAACAGUAAUGAGGCCCUGGAUCUAUCCUUGAUAUCCGGAAACAGACUGCCCACAACUGGACAUGUGGCACUAGAAGCUUUACAACAUACCAAAGUGGCAGUGGCGCAAUUUGCCGCCUCUGCGCUGGCCAACAGCCAACAGUACUACGAGGAGGCGGGUGGCGGCUCUGCACCUGGCAGCGCCGGUGAGCUGGCCAUGAUGCAGUCGACAAUCUUCAAUGUGCAGAGACAGCAUCUGAUGCAACUGCAGCUCAUUCAUCACCUACAGAGUCAAUUGAAGCGGGCGGGUGGUGUGGUGGCAGCACUCAGCAGCAGGCCAGAUGCGGAGGGAUUGGACAAUGUUGAGGGUGACGUGCCUGAGAAUAGAGAACCCACUGUUGACUCCCAACAAGAGCCUGCCCGUGCUAAAUCAUCAGCGGCGGAAAAACGCUUAAACGGCGAGCUGGCAGAGAGUGCUGCUGAGGGAGCGGAGAACAUAAAGACUGAUAAUGACGAGGAGGAGCCGGAGACUGGAACACAAGUAGAAGCGGAGCAAGAACUAAACAAGGUAGUGGCAAACAAUGCUGCUGAAGAGGCGGCGUCGAACUAUCGCCCACUGAGUCAUUGCGACAUCAGUUCUAGCCUAGCCUCGAGCAUCAUAACGAACCAUGAUCCCCCGCCACUGCCCAAUGAGCCUAAUUGCCUGGAAAUGCUGCAGCGGCGCACCGAAGAGGUGCUAGACUCCGCCUCCCAAAGCCUUCAUGCCUCGCAGGAGGAAUACGAGUUCGCUUCGAAAGAUGCGCAGGGACGUGGCGAGAUCUUCAAGCAUCGCUGCAAGUACUGUGGGAAGAUAUUCGGCAGCUAUUCCGCUCUGCAGAUCCACCUGCGGUCGCAUACUGGCGAGAGACCUUUUCAUUGCAAUGUCUGCGGCAGCAAAUUCACAACUAAAGGCAACCUGAAGGUCCAUUACCAACGGCACACGCAGAUAUUCCCGCCCAUACUUCUGCCGCCGUGUGCCAAUGGAGUGCCAUCCGCAGUUGAGCAGCUGGGUACUUAUUUGCCCGGUGCAAGCAACGGGCCGCCUCCCACACCAAUGCGCCUAUCUUUUGUGCGGCCAACUCCACCACUACCAGAGCCGCCAGCAAAGGAUCAGAUACGUCCUGAGGAAGUGUCGUGCGGCGCAUCAGAGAAAGAAGCAAGCAUCACCAAAGAGCUGGCAGAGCACGCCGAAGAUCUGAGCAAGCCUAUCACUGCUCCCACCAGAGGAAACUCGCCUGAAGAUUAUUCAAAGACCUCUAAGGAGAGCGCACUGGAGCCUGUCCCCGAAAAGCCGGAAAAGCGAAUAACUUCCCCGGCAACAAAGCGCAAUGGCAGUGUGAGGAAGCGUCACACGAGCAGUGGCAGUACACCCGGUGAUGCAAAAAAAACAACAUCACAAGGACUAAAUCAGGAAAUAGAUGGUCGUGAGCAUGUCGAGCAGAUCGCAAAGAUGGUACGUCGAUCAUCAGCCAGUCGGAGCUCCGGUUCAGCUAGUUUUGACCCGCUGCCUGCGGAGUUCUCACUCAGCCAAAUGGAGCGCAUCAUCGACAAGUCCUGGGAGGACCUCAUCGAGAUUGACAAGACGUCGGAGACAUCGAAGCUGCAACAGCUCGUCGACAACAUAGAAAACAAACUAACCGACCCAAAUCAGUGCAUAUUCUGCCAGAAGGUAAUGUCCUGUCGCAGCUCAUUGCAAAUGCAUAUACGUACGCACACUGGAGAACGGCCCUUUCGCUGCAAGAUUUGUGGCCGCGCAUUCGCCACUAAAGGAAAUCUGAAGGCUCACAUGAGCAUCCACAAGAUCAAGCCACCCAUGCGCAGCCAAUUCAAGUGUCCGGUCUGUCAUCAGAAGUUCUCCAACGGCAUCAUCUUACAGCAGCACAUACGCAUCCAUACCAUGGACGAUGGGAGUGGAGGUCCAGGAGUUGCCCCCGGCACCCUAGACGUCUCCGAACAGAUGCAGGCGCAGCGUUUACGGAACGCGCAGCACAUGGAAAUGGGCAUAGAGGAUCAGAACUCUAACAAGUCAUUGGGAACCUCAGACACUCUCGAUUUCUCUAUUAUCUCGGACAACUCAGGACAACGCUCGGAAUCAUCGCAGGGCGAGUUCGAUGAUUUCAUGACGAUGGACAGCACCGACGACUCGCGCGAUAAUUCAAGCACUGCUAACUCUACGCCGCUGGAUAAGCGGUUGUCGAACGAUAACGACGAGAAGUCAGAGUUGAGUGAACUAACUGAGAGCUGCGAGCCGCCUCCGGGACUUCCAAUGCAGCAACCACUCUCAGCCAUGGAUCUAUCAUCGCCCUCAGCAUCGCGUCUCUUUAACAUCAAUGGCGGCUCAGCGCUGCCGAAACAAAUGGAUCGCCUGCCUAUGCUCGGCAUACCCAUGCCACCAAGUCUGCUACUAAUGACGGCGGCCCGUGAAGAGAUGCAAGCUCUAGGCCAGGCGCAUGCCAAGUUUCCGCUGCUACCGUUUGGAACGCUUGGAUUCAUGGGCCUACAUCCACCCCCAAAUAUGUGCAAUCUCUGCUUCAAGAUGCUCCCCGGCCUUGCGGCUCUUGAGAGUCAUCUACAGAGCGAACAUCCCAAAGAGUCUGCCGGAAAAAUUCCACGACUCCAAUGCGGCGAUAGCGCUAACCCAACGCCUUUAAAUGCAAAGCCCCUGGCGCUGGCCCCCUGCGAGAAAUUGGACGAGCGGUCGACCUCGGCCGAGCGACAAACGUCAUUAGAAUGUGGUGCGGCCAUUAAAGAGGAACCCGCUGCGGACUGCAUUGAGUCUAAUGCGUUGGUCGACGAAGGCGGGAGCUGUGAUGGCAACAAAGGCAGCACCUAUCCAUCGCAGGAUGCCGCCGAUGCAGAGCAGUCCUUGAUGAAGAUGCAGCUGCAUGCGCACCGUUUUCCCGCCAGCCCGCUCGACUUCCAGCAGGCGUUGAUGUCCGCGGGACCGCCCACCUCCAGCCUGGAUCCGCCUGUAAAUAACAAACACUUCUGCCAUGUCUGCCGCAGAAAUUUUAGCUCCAGCUCAGCCCUGCAGAUUCACAUGCGCACACACACCGGAGACAAGCCCUUUCAAUGCAACGUUUGCCAGAAGGCCUUUACCACAAAGGGCAACCUGAAGGUGCACAUGGGAACCCAUAUGUGGACGAACCCCACAUCGAGGCGCGGCAGACGCAUGUCUUUGGAGUUGCCGAUACAUGCGCGACCCGGUCACGGCGGUCCUCCGGGAUUGCCAACAUCCGAGCAGGAAUUUAUGCAGCGACGUCCUGAGCUCUUCUUUCCCUACUUGCCGCCCUUCUUUAAUGGACUGCCGCCGAAGACCGGGGAACGAAGUCCAGAAAUGUUCCCAAACAUACCACCACCCGGCCUCUUGGGGUUUCCUAGCUUUCUGGGCGCCCAGCAGCACUACAAUCUGACCCAUGCGGUCCAAAUGGGACGGCGCAGUAGCAGCAAAUCACCGCCCACUCAUUCGGCCUCGCCGGACUCUGGCACAAGGACUGCAAUGAGUCCGCUACACGAAGACGGCAUUUGGCAUCCUCUGAGUCGCAUCAAGACAGAGAACAAUCAAGCCGACAGCAUCCAGCCGAUGACUCCACAUGCGGGCGAUGAUGAGCCGGAAAAGGAGCAGGAUGAGGGGGAUGCGGCGGUAGCAGUGGCCGAGAAGUAAUGGCACCUGGGUGCACCGAAACGGAAACAUGGUUUUUGUAAAGUACAUAUCUUGAGCAUAACACUACGCUAAGCUUGAUCCAGCCAUCCUGGCGCUUAAGUAUACAACACGAAUAUAUACUCUGUGUCUAUAAAAUAAAUAGCGAUUUCGAAGGCAUUUAAAUGCAUUAUGGCUAGGCAUUAAGUUGUAAAAAAAAAAACAAAAGAAACGAAAACAAACGGAAGUAAAAAGACGGUGAGAAGCAUUGUGUCGGCUCGGCUGGCUUGGCUUGGCUUGGCAUUGGCCCAUCCUGAUCAAGCACUUAAAUUUAGAGCGCAAGCUAAGUUAAACAUUUAACUAAUUUUAUGGCUAUAACUAAUUAUUUACAUAUAAUGAUACAUACGCGUAAUGUGAACUGUGGUAGUUGCUUAAAAAUACAAAUAAAAAUAAAACCCAAAUUCGAAAGAUCAAAAUAAAAUGAGCGAACAAAUUAAAAA
This is a messenger RNA of Scaptodrosophila lebanonensis, 4885 nucleotides long. It is a transcript of the gene salr, whose product is annotated as homeotic protein spalt-major. Gene Ontology annotation, molecular function: DNA-binding transcription factor activity, RNA polymerase II-specific; RNA polymerase II cis-regulatory region sequence-specific DNA binding. Gene Ontology annotation, cellular component: nucleus. The record is from RefSeq and is a predicted model, not a curated record. Gene Ontology annotation, biological process: regulation of transcription by RNA polymerase II. The transcript has 7 exons. Bases 432 to 4409 code for a protein of 1325 amino acids. Lineage: Eukaryota; Metazoa; Arthropoda; Insecta; Diptera; Drosophilidae.